Rhodotorula toruloides NP11 is the source of this 1800-nucleotide messenger RNA. RefSeq lists its product as uncharacterized. The record is from RefSeq and is a predicted model, not a curated record. Bases 1 to 1800 code for a protein of 599 amino acids. Lineage: Eukaryota; Fungi; Basidiomycota; Microbotryomycetes; Sporidiobolales; Sporidiobolaceae. The transcript has 2 exons.
AUGGCCGAGUACCAGCCACUUGAGAUUGACACCCCCAUACGGCCACCAAAGCGCCGUCUGCCCGCCCGUCCACUCGUAAUCGGCGCCGCAGUCGGCUUCGUAUUCCUCAUACUCCUCGGCUCGAGCCACGAACCCUCGCGACAGGCCGUCUCGACCGGCUUGACGAAGGCGAAGGAGUAUGGGUCGAAGCUGAACGGAUGGGCGGAGGAUUUCGAGGCGUCAUACGGGCCGAAAGGGAAGGGAACGCUGCGACUCGAGGAAGAAUACGCCUUGCCCUCGCGCAAAGCCCUCCGCCGGAUCGUCGGCAGCGACCCGAAGUACCUCGUAAAGGACGGCUGGGCGACUUAUGGCUAUAACAACGGCCGGUACAUGCUCGAGGCGACGCUGCUGAUGGCCAAGAUUGCAGGACGGAUACCGGUCAUCCCUGAUUCGGUGUGGGCCAGGUCAUGCGCGACGGACGCCGAGACGUGUGAGGGACAUGCGCUGCGCUACUUCGAGCACCGCAACGAGCACCGGGAUGUCGUUGGCGCGAAGUGGAAUGACGAUGGAGCCGCGUACAAGCUGGGUAUCGAGAACUUCCUCGACAUCCCGCACCUCCGCAAGACGUACGGCCCGCUCCUGACCUACACCGAAUACCUCCACCUCUACUCGAUCGACCCCUCGCUGUACGACGAGUCGCUGCGAUGGAACGUCACCAACUACAGCCCUCCCGGCCUGACAACGGUGACGAUGACUGAGCAAGAGUUCCAGGACCGCACGUUUGUCCGCGUCGACCGGCCGCCUCGCAUGCGGAGCAAGGAGGACAUUAUGGCGGAUUUGCCGCGUCUGGCUGGCGAAGGAGGCGACGUCCCUCGGUUGAGCGCCGAGACGGUUAAGCUCGCGCUUGGAGCGAAGCCCGCAUGGUCGCUCACGGCUGCGCGAGACGCACUCAAGCGACGAGGCGAAGACAAGGUCGCAGCAGACGAUGAGCGGUUCGUCUGGCAACUCGAAGAAGCGGGCGCCGUCCUGCUAUGGACAUACAGCGACGAAGUCCUGAUGAACAAAGCGAUGGCCCGCCCUUCGACCGAAGUCGCUCUCCCCUCCACGAUCCGGCCACUCUCGACCGCCCUCUCUUCCCCUCCUUACUCGAAUGCCUCGAUAGUCUACCUCACCGGCAACCUCCACGACCAACGCAAGCCCGGCGGCUUGUACUUCACCUCCCCUCUCGAGCGGGACUCGUACACCCGCCUGAUCCUCUCCUCCAUUCGCGCGCCUCCUCGAAUCCGCAAACUGGGCGCUCGACUGGCGGAGAAGAUGAGUGCGCAAGUUGAGGGGCGGAGAUGGGUCGCUGCGCAUCUCAGGCGGGGCGAUUUCGUCAACAUCGCGUGGGCGCCGGAACGCGAUCCGGUACGGCACUUUGAGCGGACGAAGGAGGCGCUCGAGCGGGGGAAAGAGGUCUUGCGCACGCACUUCGGCGACGACGGGCGCUUACCCCGGCCGGACGACCCGUUCUACCUCGCGACAGACGAGACGAACGCCACUUCCCUCUCGUACUUCCGUUCCCGCGGCGCGAUCCUCCUCUCCGACCUGCUCACUCCGCAGGACUCGGCUCUCCUCGGCCCUCCAGCGGCAUACACCGACGUCCUCGCCGUCGUCGAACAACAAGUCCUCGCGCGGAGCGACUACUUUGUCGGCAGCGAGAUGAGCUCGACGAGUGGAGGGGCGGUCAAUGCGAGGUUGGCGAGGGGUGAGGAGGAGUGGAGUUGGGGACUUUUGGGGCGUGAGGAGGGGAGGAGGGCGAGGAGGAGGUGGAAGGCGUAG